Photinus pyralis (common eastern firefly) is the source of this 1473-nucleotide messenger RNA. RefSeq lists its product as uncharacterized. The record is from RefSeq and is a predicted model, not a curated record. NCBI's taxonomy places the organism in Eukaryota, Metazoa, Arthropoda, Insecta, Coleoptera, Lampyridae. Gene Ontology annotation, molecular function: chitin binding. The transcript has 5 exons. Gene Ontology annotation, cellular component: extracellular region. The coding region runs from base 129 to 887 and encodes 252 amino acids.
UUUUUAAGAUGGUGAUGGAUUCUGAGAGACAGUAGGGGCCAGAGUGGGCCAAUCCAACUUACCGAAGGUCUUGCUACGCUAGUUGAACGCGAAAUGCAGAGAAUAUACCCAGUGCUGAAAUUGUUAUAAUGAUGUUAUACUCCUCUUACGUAGUGUACGCAGUGACAGUUAUUUUAGGAUAUUUUAUUGUUAUCGUCAGAUUGAUUGAAGGUCCAGGGAAUUUGAAUCAGAUAACCCAUUCAUACAACUGUAAUGCAUUGGGAAUGGAAGAAGUCUGUGCGAAAAUGGUUCCAAAAAACCUUUCACAAGAACAAAAUGCGCCGAUUGACGAUGAAACCUCUUUCUUGGAAUUUGUAAUUACUGAUGGAUCAGAGCAAAAUACAAGAACAAAAAGGCCAAGGGCACCAAGACAUCCGGCUGAAAACGACCUAGACGAUGAUUACACGGAUGAAAGAAAUAACGAAUUGAGUAGCAGCAGAGUACCACUGGGUUUCCUGAGUCCCUCGGUGCAAGAGUACUUAGAACUCGGAAAAUCAAUUCCAGGUCGACCUGGCACGGAUUAUCCAGUUCUGGGCGUUGUGCCAUACACGAAUUUCUACUGCGAUGACCAGCCUUAUCCUGGAUUUUUCGCAGAUCCUGACACUAGGUGUCAAACAUGGCAUUACUGUGACAUUGAUGGAAGACAAACCUCAUUCCUUUGCCCGAAUGGUACCCAAUUUAAUCAAGCGGUGUUUGCUUGCGAUUGGUGGUUUAAUGUAAGAUGCGAUCUCAGUACGAGGUUGUACGUAAUUAAUGCAAGACUUUAUGGAAGACCAAAACUUGAUCCAUCACGACCACACCGUACAAUUACAAAGCAAUUAUUAGAAGAUAUAUUUAAUGAUGAGUAAUCGAAGUAGAAAUUCAACGCCCUCAUCAACGUAAAGAAGUGUUGGAAAGUGUAUAUAUCAUUUUUUUACUGUCAUUUUGUAAAAUAAUCAAGCGUCCCCUGAAAUAUAUAGUUGUAUAAUUACUGAAAAAGUCACAUUCUUAUAAAAGUGUUACAUAUCUUAGGUAUGUUUCAUGAUAAAGGUUUUUUUCGGUCUUAAUUUACCAAAAGUCAAAAGAAUCGGUAAAGAAGCGAAGUUAAUAAAUCACUAUAACAAAAGUAUAUCAUUUGAAGCACUAUAACACCAGCACCCGCUUUGGCCUUAGAAAAUACCCAAGAAGCAAAAAAAAACCUUUAUUAGUAACUAUUGUGACAUUAUUUCUAUCUUAGUGCCAUUGUAAAUUUAUUGUUAAAUUAUGUGUAGUUUUUCACAAUACUGUAACUAGGAUUAGUAGCCAUUUGUCAUUUGAAAUUCAUAGUACUUAGUCCGUAACUAUCACUUGAAAUGUAUAAUUAUUAUUACAACAAUCAGCCCAAAACAAAUAUUUAAUUAAACAGUAACUCCACAUACACAUGUAUUUGCUAAUUAAAUUAUUAUAUUGCAUUCA